Tuber aestivum (summer truffle) is the source of this 231-nucleotide messenger RNA. The record is from the annotation of a GenBank genome assembly. Lineage: Eukaryota; Fungi; Ascomycota; Pezizomycetes; Pezizales; Tuberaceae.
CGAGUACUCGAGUACACAUCCUGUGCCGAUCGGGCUGUUGAUUGGGUGAGAAGGCUUCACACACACACACCCCUGCAUUGGCGCAAUGCAGCGACGAGGAAUGCUCGGGUAAACUCUCGGGAGGGAGCCAUUGUUGACGUCUUGGGUGCUUUUCUGGAAGGAAGCUCCGCGGGUGGACAAGGAAGGAAGGGCGAUGCUCAGAUCUCAUCCGGUGGCAGCAGCCUGCCCACU